CCCCAUUAUUUAUAUUUCGAGGGCAGCCUCGUAAUGUGGUGUCAGGUCAAUUUGAAUAGACUCAAAUAUUCGCGGCCCUGUGCGGAGACCUGGUUUCUAGACGUUUCCUUGACGAUUGAGCGGACCACGAGGUGAAAAGUCAAUGAGCAAGUCGAGCCGUGGGAAGUUUCUUGUUUCUGUACAGAGUGUAAAUCAACUAGGGCCUGUAACUUGACCUGUCUGACACGAUGGCAUGCUUGCCACCGUCAGGUAGGGUCUGACUCAGGUCUAUAAAUUAACAACGUGGACAGUGAUUGCACUCCAGGGUCCUCCAAGAAUCACAAAAGAACCACGCACAACGAGAAACUGGAGAGUCGAAGUCUUUUAUUUUUGAUCAUAACUCGCCGCUCUCCUCGCUAACUAUUAUGGUCCACGAGCGCUUUGGAAUUUACGAGUCGAAUUCAUAGCACUUGCAAAGUGGCUGGCUUGAAGGCUGGCGGGACUGAUCAUUGUACGCGAUGUGCCUUCUUGUCCCCAACACCCGAUUUCCUCAUGACGUGGGUAAAACCACAAUGUUUACCUAUGCAAAAGACUGGGGUCCCAUGAACAACUUCGAGCACCCAAGUUCAUACAAUCCACGCAGUUUUACACGUUUCCAACGGGCCGGCACGCACCCCAAGGCACUGCUUUAUUCUGAAUGUACCUCGCCAAUGACUCAAUCACAAGGGCGACUGAGUGAUCUCAAAUGAAAUUAUCCGACGUUUUGAAGAUUUCACCCAUAAACCGGGCGGUUAUAAAUCUGUUAUCUGCGAUUUUUACCCUGCAGUUCCACCCCUCUGGUCAUUCGAGCAGCGAUAAUGUUGGCGUACUUUCUCGUCUAUGCGGCACUGCUGUUACCCCCAGUGUGGGCUGCCUUCGGCUUGACGGAAUCCGGAAACUCGUACGUAGUCGACACUGACGGUGGUCUCGUCUUCACCGUGGACAAAACUUCUGGAGACGUCACCUCGAUGAAGUACAACGGCAAAGAAGCUCAAGAUUCAAGUAAGCACAGUCAGAUUUCGUCUGGGAUUGGAGCGACGUGCGGUUGGGUACGUACGGGGAACUCGAAUAAUUAUAUCAAGAUUACUUGCACGACCUCGACCCUCACUCACUACUACGUCGCGAAAUACAAGGACCCUUCUAUUCACAUGGCAACAUAUACUACUGCUGAGCCUUCAGUCGGAGAACUGAGGUAUAUCGCCCGUCUCGCCAGGUCUACCGUUCCAAAUGGCUAUGCAGCCUCGAAUGUGGAUGGCGGUAGCGCAAUCGAGGGCUCCGACGUAUUCCUCGUUAAUGGCCAGACACGUUCCAAGUUCUACUCUUCCCGGCAGUUCAUCGACGAUCAGGUACAUGGUGUCACCGGAAGUGCUAUCGGAAUAUAUAUGGUCAUUUACGGAAAUGGCUACGAAGCCAGCUCUGGUGGACCUUUCUUCCGAGAUAUCAAUAAUCAAGGAGGCUCUGUUCAGGAACUCUACUUCUGUGAGUGCAUUGCUACAUUUUCUUGCGAACAUACGUCUGAUGGAAUAUUCGUUCGAAUAGACAUGAACUCUGGCCAUACACAAACCGAAGGCUGGAGGACGGGUCUCCACGGGCCAUACGCCCUCGUGUUCACAUCCGGUGCUGCACCAUCUGCUAACAUCGACCCGCUCUUCUGGGAAGGCUUGGGUGUCCAAGGUUACGUUGGGAAUUCCGGUAGAGGUCGCGUCAGCGGCAAAGCCAGUGGUUUCCCAUCCCAGUUUGCGUCUCUCAUCUCUGUUGGGUUUAGUAACUCCCAAAAUCAAUAUUGGGUCAGAACGGACACUAGUGGAAACUUUGUCACUCCGUAUAUGAAGCCUGGAACAUACACGAUGACCCUCUACAAAGUCGAGUUGGCUAUCGGCAGUCAAUCCGCCACGGUCUCUGCGGGUGGCACGACGAGCGCGAACAUUGCUUCUUCCGAAGCUAACCCAGCGGUUAUUUGGCAAAUUGGUGACUUUGAUGGAACUCCCCGGGGAUUCUUGAAUGCAGAUAAAAUCGAAACGAUGCACCCUAGUGAUUCCCGGAUGGCGAGCUGGGGUGGAAAGACUUUCACCGUCGGCAACAACGUCAACACGUUCCCAAUGGCGAUUUUCAAGGACAUCGGAGGUGUUACGAUCAAGUUCACGCUCACGUCCUCUCAACUUGGAGCUCGAACUCUACAAAUCGGAACAACCCUCGCCUUCGCAGGCGGACGUCCAGUCGUAGUGGUUAACAGCUGGACUAGUGCUAUCCCGGCAAUUCCAAGUCAGCCUGAUUCUCGAGGUGUCACUCGUGGAACUUGGCGAGGAAAUAACAUAAUGUACACUUACAAUAUUCCGGCGGGAACACUCAUUGCUGGUACAAACACAAUCAGCAUUACGGUCGCCUCUGGUUCCAGUGGUGCUCAAUUCCUUUCGCCAAACAUAGUGUUCGACGCGUUGCGUUUGUACUGA
Messenger RNA from Marasmius oreades (fairy-ring Marasmius), 2468 nucleotides. RefSeq lists its product as uncharacterized. The coding region runs from base 837 to 2468 and encodes 543 amino acids. NCBI's taxonomy places the organism in Eukaryota, Fungi, Basidiomycota, Agaricomycetes, Agaricales, Marasmiaceae. The transcript has 23 exons. Gene Ontology annotation, molecular function: carbohydrate binding; carbon-oxygen lyase activity, acting on polysaccharides. Gene Ontology annotation, biological process: pectin catabolic process. The record is from RefSeq and is a predicted model, not a curated record.